AUGGGGAAAAAAAAAGCAUAUUUGAUAUCUUUACUUUUGAUCCAAAGUGGCCCCAGAGGUGAUGACACUCAUGGGAAUGAACACCUGCACAGAUGCUCUCAGUGCAAGGUUGCUAAAUACUGUGAUACAUCUUGUCAGAAAGAAGCUUGGCUGGACCACAAGCAGGAAUGCAGGUGUCUUAAGAGCAUCAAGCCUAAUUUUCCUCCAGACUCUGUCAGACUUGCUGGCAGGAUUGUUUUUAAACUACUUAGACAAUCAGUAUGCCUUUCUGAGAGACUCUACUCUUUUUCCAAUCUUCAGUCAAAUAUUGAACAGUUAAGUGAAGAAAUGAAAGAUGGCCUCAGGCACCUUGCACAGACUUUGCAGCUGUAUUUGAAAACAGAGAUCCAGGAUGCAUCUCACUUGCCACCUGCAAUUGACUUUUUUCAGAUCUUCACAAAAGUGACCUGUAACUGUUUCACCAUCAGUAAUGGAGAGAUGCAGGAUGUUGGUGUUGGACUGUAUCCCAGCAUGUCUUUACUGAACCACAGCUGUGACCCAAACUGCGUGAUUGUUUUUGAAGGAUACCAGCUUUUACUUCGCUCUGUCCGAGAGAUCCAGAUUGGUGAAGAGCUCACCAUCAGCUAUAUUGAAUCACUGAUGCCCACCAGUGAACGCCAAAAGCAACUGAUGCGGCAGUACUGCUUUGAAUGUGACUGUCUUCUCUGCCAGAAUCAAGAAAAGGAUGCUGAGAAAUUGGCCGGUGAAGAGCAUGCCUGGAAAGAAGUCAAAGAUGCUGUAAAUGAAGUGAGAUAUCCAAAAUCAAAAGAAGAGUGGGAGCAGGUUCUGACAAGAUGCCAGAGUCUCCUGAGUGGCAGUAUGGGUCAUCUUCCAGACACAAAUAUCUAUCAGCUGAAAAUGCUUGACUGUGCCAUGGAUGCCUGUAUUAACCUUGAAUCCUGGGAAGAAGCUUUGUAUUAUGGCAGCAGGACUCUGGAACCAUACAGACUGUAUUAUCCUGGUUUCCAUCCGCUGAGGGCUGUCCAGCUGAUGCGAGUGGGCAAACUGCAGUACAGUCAAGGCAUGUUUCCUCAAGCACUGGAGACCUUGAAACAGGCCUAUAAUAUUAUGAAGGUGACCCAUGGGACAGAUCACAGCCUGAUGCAAGCCUUGAUGGAAAUAAAGGAACAGUGUGAGGCCAUCAUGAGAACACAGUGAAGAUAACCUCUAGCCUGGAAAACAGAUUAUUCAAGGAGAAAGGAAAUCAAAUGCUUCCUAUUGCAUUGGGAAGCUUCUUGAUGAUUUUGGUGUCUUUUCAUUAGGACCUACUUGCUUUACAAAAAUGUUUGGUGUUUAUUAGUUUUGCUGUAUGAUCUGAAUUGAGUUGAUGUUUGGAGGAAUAUCUGCAAUUUUCAGAGGAUUUUUGUUUCCUACCACACAGUCUAAUUGACAAGACCUAAUUAUCAAUUUACAACAUGUAAUUGAUAAUAUGUAUUGGGAAAUGCAUAGAGACCCUUCAUCAGUUACAAAGUGAUAUAAUACCAUUGAUAUGAGCAGUCCGUUAUUCAUACCAGUUUAUGCCAGCAAUUAAGGAUCUCAUGUCAGUCACAUUAUAAGUAAAGAGAAUAUUUUUUUUUUCCCUUUGCCUUGCCCUUAGGUGUAGUUUCCAAAAGCCUGAUCCAGUGCUCUGUGACAUCAAAUAAGUUUCCCAGUGUUCUAAAUUAGAUUUUCCUCCCUCCUAAUAAAUCCACAGGGCUCUGUCCCUCUUCUUCUUGCAUUUCAUAUGUUAUAAUAUUGAAUAUUAAAAUGGAUUGAAUAAAAAAUUUAAUCA
Molecule: messenger RNA, 1810 nt
Organism: Athene cunicularia (burrowing owl)
Lineage: Eukaryota; Metazoa; Chordata; Aves; Strigiformes; Strigidae
Gene: SMYD3
Product: SET and MYND domain containing 3
Exons: 12
Coding region: 1-1197 (398 amino acids)
Cellular component (GO): nucleus
Molecular function (GO): protein binding; histone methyltransferase activity
Source: RefSeq, a predicted model, not a curated record